Lepus europaeus (European hare) is the source of this 1781-nucleotide messenger RNA. It is a transcript of the gene PLPPR5, whose product is annotated as phospholipid phosphatase related 5. Gene Ontology annotation, biological process: phospholipid dephosphorylation; phospholipid metabolic process; signal transduction. NCBI's taxonomy places the organism in Eukaryota, Metazoa, Chordata, Mammalia, Lagomorpha, Leporidae. Bases 1 to 1200 code for a protein of 399 amino acids. The transcript has 7 exons. Gene Ontology annotation, molecular function: phosphatidate phosphatase activity. The record is from RefSeq and is a predicted model, not a curated record.
AUGGUCUCGUGCCAGAGCGCAGCGCCCGCUGCCCGUCGCCGGGGACUCCCCGCCCUUCCGCGCGACCCCGCGCAGGAGCGGGCGGUGCUGACGGCGGGCAGGGGGCGGGCAGGGGAGCGGGGGCUCGUUCGGGGCGGCUCCAUCCUCCGCCGGCGCCGCGUCCUCCCGGCCACCCGCGCCGGCGGCCUCGGCGCAGCGGGGAGGGGGCCCGGCGCGGCGGCCGCCCCUCGGCUCAGCCCGGGCGGCGCGCCUGCCCCGCUGCCCGCGGCGCUCACCAGCAGCAUGCUCUAUUUCCAGAUGGUGAUCAUGGCAGGGACGGUGAUGCUGGCAUACUACUUCGAGUACACGGACACGUUCACCGUGAACGUGCAGGGCUUCUUCUGCCACGACAGCGCCUACCGCAAGCCCUACCCGGGCCCGGAGGACCGCAGCGCCGUGCCCCCCGUGCUGCUCUACUCGCUGGCCGCCGGCGUCCCUGUGCUCGUGAUAAUUGUUGGAGAAACUGCUGUGUUUUGCCUACAGUUAGCCACAAGGGAUUUUGAAAACCAGGAAAAAACUAUUUUAACUGGAGAUUGUUGCUAUAUAAAUCCACUGGUACGCCGAACUGUCCGAUUUCUUGGAAUUUAUACGUUUGGAUUGUUUGCCACAGAUAUAUUUGUCAAUGCUGGACAAGUGGUUACGGGGAAUCUGGCUCCACAUUUUCUUGCCCUGUGUAAGCCCAACUACACAGCUCUUGGAUGUCAGCAGUAUACACAAUUCAUCAGCGGGGAAGAGGCCUGCACGGGCAACCCAGAUCUCAUCAUGAGAGCAAGGAAAACAUUUCCAUCCAAAGAAGCAGCUCUCAGUGUCUAUGCAGCCAUGUAUCUGACAAUGUACAUCACCAACACAAUCAAAGCCAAAGGAACCAGACUUGCUAAGCCAGUCCUAUGCUUGGGAUUGAUGUGUUUGGCCUUUCUGACUGGACUCAACAGAGUAGCAGAAUAUAGAAAUCACUGGUCAGAUGUGAUAGCAGGCUUUCUGGUUGGAAUAUCUAUAGCAGUAUUCCUGGUUGUGUGUGUGGUAAAUAAUUUCAAAGGAAGACAGCCAGAAAGUGAGCAUAUCCACAUGGACAAUCUGGGACAGAUGCCAAUGAUCAGCAUUCCUCGGGUAGAAAGUCCUUUGGAAAAGAACCACAUCACUGCCUUCGCGGAAGUCACAUGAUAUCGAAGCAGAUGGUCUUUCACUGCAUUGGACAUCGUCUCUUUUUACCAUCCAUUCAUAACACCCAAAGUUUAUACAGUUGUCUAAUGAUUUCUAUAAUUUUAGUAUCAGUGUCAGCCUGUCUGUUGCCCCCACUAGACUGUGAGCUCCUCGAGGGCAGGACUCUGUCUUUCUUUACUGCACCCCCAACACCUACAGCAAAGUCUAACAGAAAGUAGGUGCCCAAUAAAAAUGUGAUGACUGAAUGAACAAAUUCCUAAAGGACACAUUCACUUUAGUUCUUCACAGAAUCACUUGCAGUUGAGUGAAAAGAUAUCUCCACAGAAACCAUAUUUGCUAACAGAAAAUAAAUAAAUAAAUCCUCUACUUGGCGCUAAACUUUUCAAUUUCCCACAUAUCUCUUCACCAGUACCCUAUUUAAUCUGAAGUGGACUUUGAAAGCCAUGGGGGUCUUUUAUAUUGUUAUUCAGCAUGACAUUAUUUCCUUUCUAACAAAUUUCAGUGUGUGAAUAUUCUUUACUUUUAGAAAGUAUGUUCUAUACUAAAAUAAUGUUUGCACAUUCUAUUAUGCUAUAUUUCAC